UAAAAAAGUAGUUCUUGGUCUUUUCUGAAUAAUUCGUUCAUCAGUCUUUCUAUAACGUCUUUAUUAGAUUCAAUCAUUCUGAAAAACUGCAACUUUAAUACAUAGUGAUUCAAUAUGUACACUGAGGAAGUUUUUAAUGAAGGUUCAAAAACAAUUACAAGCGUAUCGAUUUUCUCAGUGAAGAGCCCGAAAGCUACAUUGCCGGCAAAUUUUUUUUUCUUCUAAUCAUCGAGGACGCACCUGUGGUGAAGUUUUUAUCAUCCAAAAACGUAGCAAGUAUUAAGAAAAUUUUUCAAAGCUAGUUGUAACAUUUGAGACUGUCCGAAAAUGACUGGUCGCGCACGAGCAAGAUCAAGAGGCAGAGCACGCGGUCAAGAGACUGCGGCACCCGGAGCGAGCCAGGCUCAAGAGCCUGCACCAACAGCUGUCCCUCCUACAGAGGGGGAGCUGGUCGGUAGAGGGAGGCAGAAAGGAGCUCCAGGACCAUUUUCCGCAGAAGCUGUACUGCAGAUUUCAGCUGGAUUUCAGCAGGUGAAGCUGGGAGAAAGAGGUGGACGCCACCGGGAUUUUCAUGAUGCAGGAAUUAACACCAGGCAGGCUAUGGAGCAUGUUAAGGAAUCAAAGUCUGGAACAACUGGAUCAGCCAUUCAGUUGACAGCCAACUUCUUCCGCAUCCUGUCCCGCCCUCAGUGGGUUCUGUAUCAGUACCAUGUGGACUUCAAACCGCCGAUGGAGUCUCGUCGGCUGAGAUCUGCCCUCCUCUUCCAGCACGAGGAAGAGCUUGGCUCAGCACGGAGUUUUGAUGGAGCUCUGCUCUUUCUGCCUCUCAGACUGCAUAGCAAAGAGACUGUGCUCCAUAGCGAAACAAGGAAUGGGGAGAAGGUUCAGAUAACUGUCACACUGACAAAUGAACUGCCACCCACAUCACCAGUGUGUAUUCAGUUUUACAACAUCAUAUUCAGAAGGAUCUUGAGAAUUCUCAACAUGCAGCAGAUUGGACGCAACUACUACAACCCCAGUGAUCCGCUCAACAUCCCACAGCAUCGCCUGACAAUCUGGCCGGGUUACACCACCACCAUCUUGGAAUACGAGUCAUCGAUCAUGCUGUGUACUGACGUGAGCCACAAAGUGCUGCGUAGUGAGACUGUCCUUGACUUUAUGGCCAACCUGAGGCAGCAGUGUGGAACUCAACGCUUCCCUGAGAUCUGCACUAAGGAGCUUGUUGGACUCAUAGUCCUUACCAAGUACAAUAACAAAACCUACAGGAUUGAUGACAUUGCAUGGGAUCACACUCCUAACAACACAUUCAAGAGGGGAGACACAGAUAUUUCCUUCAAGAACUACUACAGGACUCAAUAUGGCCUAGACAUCACUGAUGGGAACCAGGUGCUGCUGAUCAGCCAUGUAAAGAAGAUGGGUCUUGCUGGAGCUCCUCCUCCAGGCCCGGCCAUGCUCAUCCCAGAGCUGUGCUACCUUACAGGGCUGACUGAUAAGAUGCGAGCUGACUUCAACAUCAUGAAGGACUUGAGUGCCCACACCAGACUGACCCCAGAGCAGAGAGAGGGACGCCUUAACAGAUUUGUCACUAAUAUACAGAAGAAUGCUGACGCACAGGCAGAGCUCGAUAAGUGGGGACUCAACUUCGAUAAGCAACUCCUAAAUCUGACUGGCAGAGUCCUCCCAGGGGAGAGGAUUUUCCAGGGAUCAAGAUCGUAUGAGUAUAACCCCUGGGCAGCUGACUGGUCCAAAGAGAUGCGUGUGGUGCCUCUGAUCAGCUCUCCUCCGUUGGAUAACUGGCUUAUGUUUUACACCCGUCGUAACACCAAUGAAGCCCAGUCCCUCCUGCAGGCUCUCAACAAAGUCUCAGGUCCACUCGGUAUCCGCAUACAAAGAGCCGUCAUGAUCGAGUACGAGGCUCAUCAGGAGUCUCUCCUCAGAGCCCUGCAGCACAAUGUUGGACCCCAAACACAGAUGGUGGUGGUGGUCCUCCCUAGCAGCAGGAAGGACAAGUAUGACAGCAUCAAGAAGUACCUUUGUGUGGACUGCCCCACUCCCAGCCAGUGUGUGGUGUCCCGUACCCUUAGUCGACCACAGGCACUUAUGACUGUAGCUACCAAGAUUGCACUGCAGAUGGCUUGCAAGAUGGGAGGAGAGCUCUGGAGCGUAGAAAUCCCUCUCAAACAACUGAUGAUUGUGGGCAUUGACUGCUACCAUGAUACUACUGCUGGGAAAAGGUCCAUUGGAGCUCUGGUGGCCAGCCUCAACCAGAGCAUGAGCAGGUGGUUCUCAAAGUGUGUGCUGCAGCACAAAGGUCAGGAAAUCAUGGACGGACUGAAAAUGGCCUUAAGUGCUGCACUGAAAGACUAUCUGAAGUUCAACAACUGCCUGCCUUCACGCAUCAUUGUGUACCGAGAUGGAGUGGGAGACGGCCAGCUGCACAGCGUGGUUAACUAUGAGGUUUCACAGAUAAUGCACUCCAUCCAGUCCAUGGGGCAUGACUACAAGCCCAAGCUGAGCGUGGUGGUGGUGAAGAAGCGCAUCAGCAGCAGGUUCUUUGCCCGCAUCAGUGGCAAAGUGUCAAACCCUCCCCCAGGCACCAUCAUUGACUCAGAUGUCACCCGUCCUGAGUGGUAUGACUUCUACAUUGUGAGCCAGGCUGUCCGCACUGGAAGUGUCUCGCCAACCCACUACAAUGUUGUGUACGACACCAGUGGACUGAAACCUGAUCAUAUGCAGCGUCUUACCUACAAGCUGUGCCACAUGUACUAUAACUGGCAGGGGAUCAUCCGAGUGCCUGCUCCCUGCCAGUAUGCCCACAAGUUGGCUUUCCUUGUGGGUCAGAGCAUCCACCGGGAGCCCAAUGUGCAACUGGACGACCUUCUAUUCUACCUGUAAGGAUAAAGAUGAACAAUUUGCUCGGCUCUGACUAACAUUUCCUUGGAAAGAACAUCAUUUAUGUGAACUUUAGUCAGAAAAGCUCUCUUCCGUUGAAGUUAAGUUUUGAAGAUGCCGGGAGUUAUGCAUUGCUAGCAUCGGAUUGAGUCAGAUAGCCCUGUGUAUGAAGUUACGCAGUUUAAGAGGUUUAUGUUACAUAUUUAAGUCUAAUGUAAAGACAAAGCCCGAAUUCAGAGGUCAAAAGCCUGCAGGUGCUAAAAUGAUAAACAGGCACCUUGUUCUGUUUGAAAUACACUUGAGGUUCACAUGAUAAUGUGGAUGAAGAUGUUAAGAGUGAAACGGCACAAGUAACUUGAUCUGCGAGUUAAUCCAGGCAGUUUCCCAAAUUGGAAAUAUUUGAAAGACUACAUGUCAUGAUUGUUUUGUCACUCAGAGCUACAGAACCAAUAUAAGUUGAUGUGGUUUUUGCCUUUUUCAGUAAGAGAAUAUCUAAGCAAAGUAGUCUUUUCAUAGGGGAAUCUAGAGGAGUUGUUUACCUGUUUAUUAUACAAGUAAGGCUCACGUGAUUUGUAGAUUGGUUAUAGGAUUGGCUGUCAUCCAUACCGGGGAGGAAAGAUGUGCUGAAAUUUCAAGUUGUUAGGACCUAGAAGUUGACCCAUGAGUCUUAUUACUAAGAACUGUUAAUUGCUUUGUUGCAAAUGGUUUGAAUAAACAUUUUUGUGUGGUA
Messenger RNA from Xiphias gladius (swordfish), 3622 nucleotides. It is a transcript of the gene piwil1, whose product is annotated as piwi-like RNA-mediated gene silencing 1. Gene Ontology annotation, cellular component: P granule. Gene Ontology annotation, biological process: regulatory ncRNA-mediated gene silencing. Lineage: Eukaryota; Metazoa; Chordata; Actinopteri; Istiophoriformes; Xiphiidae. The transcript has 21 exons. Bases 328 to 2895 code for a protein of 855 amino acids. The record is from RefSeq and is a predicted model, not a curated record. Gene Ontology annotation, molecular function: piRNA binding; protein binding.